This is a messenger RNA of Schistosoma mattheei, 750 nucleotides long. The record is from the annotation of a GenBank genome assembly. Lineage: Eukaryota; Metazoa; Platyhelminthes; Trematoda; Strigeidida; Schistosomatidae.
AUGAUACGGAAGCGUGUUGCGUAUAUUGCGAAAAUAAAAGGUUUCAGUCGUGAAGUGAAAAUUAAAAAUGUCAAACGAUUCUUCAAACCGAUUAGGAUAAAAGACUUCAGGGUUCUGAAAAAUGGUAUCGGUUUGGUGUUUUUUAAGAAUCACCAGGACUUGAAUGAAGCACUCAAGAAGAAGGGCGACAUAAGUGGAAGGGCAGUCAAGAUUGAGGAACACAUUCAAGAAGAGAAUGAAACGUCCUAUGUACAAGAACCUGAUCUACCUAAGUGGUUAGUUAAGACAAAUGACGAAAUAGUAUCUGAAAUAUUAGAGACCGGCCGGUUAUUUGUCCGUAAUCUGUCUUAUGCCUGUACUGAACAAGACCUUGAAAAGUUAUUUUCUGUUCAUGGAUCCCUAUCAGACAUUCACUUAGCUUUCGACCAUUGGUCUCAAGUGUCCAAGGGGUUUGCGUUCAUCACUUUCCUGUUCCCAUCUGACGCUGUAAAAGCCUACAAAUCACUAGAUAAAACAAAGUUUAUGGACAGGCUAAUUCACAUCCUCCCUGGUCAAGAAAACACAGAACCUAAGGACUCAUUUAGAAAGCCUCUAAACAAUUUUUAUAGAAAUGAGAAUUUCGCUGAUCCACCAAAGAUGCUUCUAUCAAGCUUUCAAAACGAUCGAUUUCAAGAAUUGAAAAAGGAUUCAAGCGUUGGACAUAAUUGGAAUGCUUUAUUAUUCGUCCAGAUGCUGUUGCUACAUAUUUAG